CUUCAUACCGCAAGACGUGCUCGCUUGUCUCUUCCACUCUCCGUCUCGCACUGGCUCUUGUGUACAGGCCACCUAUCUCUCUUUCCCCUCAACUUCACUCGACCUUUGCGCAGCGUUUCCGAUUACGCUGGAACCCGUCUUUUUGCUUAUCUUUACUCAGCCACAGCUAUGUCGGCACGGAAGAAGGUCCUAUUGAAGGUGAUUAUCCUCGGUGAUAGUGGCGUCGGUAAAACGAGUUUGAUGAACCAAUAUGUCAACAAGAAGUUCAGUGGAAGCUACAAGGCAACGAUUGGCGCCGACUUCUUGACCAAAGAAGUCCUAGUGGAUGACCGACUGGUUACGAUGCAGAUCUGGGAUACUGCGGGCCAAGAACGGUUUCAGUCAUUGGGAGUUGCAUUCUAUCGCGGAGCCGACUGCUGCGUCCUGGUAUAUGAUGUCAACAACUCCAAGAGUUUCGAGGCCCUCGACAGCUGGCGGGACGAGUUUCUUAUCCAGGCCAGCCCUCGGGAUCCCGAGAACUUCCCAUUCGUGGUGAUUGGCAACAAGAUCGAUGUCGAAGAGAACAAGCGCAUGAUCUCGUCGAAGCGCGCCAUGACGUUCUGCCAAUCCAAGGGCAACAUCCCUUAUUUCGAAACGAGUGCCAAGGAGGCCGUCAACGUGGAACAGGCAUUCGAAGUCAUCGCUCGGAGUGCUCUAGCCCAGGAAGAAGCCGAAGAAUUCAGCGGUGAAUUUAGCGACCCGAUCAACAUCCAUCUCGACGGUGACCGGGAUGGAUGUGCCUGUUGAUACCCCCGUGACGGUCGUGACUGCUUUUAAACGAUUCAUAUUUCAUGACAAGAUCUGCCUGCUUUUCUGUUUGAGUUCCUGGUUUUGUAGAAGACCUUCCCCCAUGCUGAUCUGAGCCGCCUCAAGCUCUUCCUAUAUAACCCUGGGAGUUUUCUUGCGCAUCCAAGUCUCUGCUCAAGUCUCUCGGUUGAGCUGCACGGGGUCUCUGUUUACAAGUCGGUGUUUUACUGUUCGAGUCUUUUUCAUUAUGUCUCCCACGUCAGCGUAUUCAUUCAUUAGUAUACUAUCUAGGAGUCUGGAAUAACCACUGCUUCACAACUGUCUUGCC
Molecule: messenger RNA, 1114 nt
Organism: Aspergillus steynii IBT 23096
Lineage: Eukaryota; Fungi; Ascomycota; Eurotiomycetes; Eurotiales; Aspergillaceae
Gene: rab7
Product: Rab family GTPase YPT7
Exons: 6
Coding region: 169-786 (205 amino acids)
Biological process (GO): regulation of vacuole fusion, non-autophagic
Cellular component (GO): late endosome; fungal-type vacuole membrane; phagocytic vesicle
Molecular function (GO): GTP binding; GTPase activity
Source: RefSeq, a predicted model, not a curated record